Molecule: messenger RNA, 1768 nt
Organism: Anthonomus grandis grandis
Lineage: Eukaryota; Metazoa; Arthropoda; Insecta; Coleoptera; Curculionidae
Exons: 8
Coding region: 174-1673 (499 amino acids)
Source: RefSeq, a predicted model, not a curated record
UAUGCGACUUCACCGAAUCAAGUCCAUAUAAACAUAAGGGAAUUCCAAGUUUUCGCAACAUGACGCAACGUUUUAUUAUCAGAUUGUCAGUAAUCGAGAACAUAUGCAGGUUAUAGAAAGAGAAGUUAUUAAGUUGUUGUUUUUGAGUGGUUUUUUGGAAUAAAAAGUUCCCCAUGGAAGACCUAAAACAAGAAAAUUGGCCAUCAGAAUCGCCAAUUUUCAACGAAAACCAACUGCUCCUAUUAGCAAACCACCCCAUCGAAGAACCGCACUCUCCCCCAGUAAAACUCGAGGAAAUAAUCGAAAAUAGCGAACGGUUUCCAAUAAAAUUCCCCAUAGAGACCGUGCGAUGUCAGUUUCUCCGACAAAAAAAAAUACCUGAGGCUACCCUGGAAUUUAACAUCAAUUCGGUUUACCCGGUGCUACAUGAAACCGCUCUGUCGCUCUACGUACAAUUCUUAAGCCACAAAAAACGAUUCGGAAGCAAAAUAGAGAGGAAUUUGUAUAAAGAGUUUACAGUAGAACAACUGGUGGAAAGAUUGUUAGUUAAACAAGCUGUAUACUUUCUAGGAAAAUCUGAUUUAUACCUUUUGAUAAACGGGCGGGAUGGAGCACAUAAUUGGGAGAAAAUCGGGAAAGAUGACGUGUCCUCCCCAGAAACUUUGGAAGACUGUUUAUCUUAUGACGAAAUUAAACUUUCAGCCCUACUAUCUGUUUCUUCUUACACAUAUUUUAUUAAUGACGGUAACAGGUAUAAUGAAGGGAAAUAUUGUGCCAAUAGGAGUAAAAUUGAAGAUUCCGGAAUUAUUAUUGGACUCAUAGGUGCAAGGCUUGAAAAGCCUAUGGUAAUGGAAUAUCAGGACGUUGUAGUUUCCAAGGAGCAAAAUACACAAGAAAACGGAUAUGGAAAUACGUUUAUUCCAACUUUGCAAAGUAUUUUUACAAACUUUUACGGCGAACCGUGCCUAACAUACGAACAACUGAAACCCAACUUCAACAAUAAGAAAAAAUACACUAAACUCUCAGAGACCGUAUAUUUUGACAACGAGAUCUACGAGCGAAGAAUGAGCUUAUCAAUAGACACUCUGCUCCUGGAAGCGAACUUUAGGGCAAAAGAAGCUGGAAAAAUGGCAUUCGUUCACGUAGUAGGCAUAGGUCUAGGCGUAUGGCGAAUAUCUACUCAUCAAGGGGUAGUUUUCCGAGAAGCUUUCGCCAAAAGGAUUCAAUAUCUUGGGAAAACUAAUAACCUCAACCACGUGAGCGAUAUACGUAUCGCAAACCAUGGUGGGGUCACCAGUUGUGGUCCAUAUAAAGAUCAGGAUGUUGUGAUGUUAGAGGGACAUCCCUGUGGUGGGAUUAAGAUUCAUAUUAAUGGGCAACAUCCGCAUGAGAAGUUGAUUGAGGAACACCAAGGAAAACUGCUUGUUGUCUCUUACGCCUGGGACGGUAACGCUUUACCAGGAAACGAAUUUUGGCGGGGGUCCCUGGACGGCAGCGGAGACCCCGCGGCGGCCAGUUCCACCCAAAUCGCAGAACUCCAUAACGCGCACAUUAACCCCAAAGUUUCAGCGAAAAGUCUGAUGAUCGCGACGUUAAAUGGGUUGGUACCAUUUCGUCAGUACGUCAAACAGUGCGAAUCUCUACAGAAAAGCACUGAAAAAAGUCAGUCUUAAACCUUCGUCAAUUUGAUUUAUUAUUAUUAUUAAUAGGUAUCCUUCGUAUUGGUUAUGCAUAAUAAAACGUAAAUUGUCAUGAACAGAACCAUUUA